Messenger RNA from Knipowitschia caucasica, 927 nucleotides. Lineage: Eukaryota; Metazoa; Chordata; Actinopteri; Gobiiformes; Gobiidae. The record is from the annotation of a GenBank genome assembly.
AUGGGGCCAGAUAUUAUUCACAACCAUGCAGCUCCGCAGGUGGCGCUGCUCUGCUCUCUGCUGCUGUGCUCUCUGCCUCUUGUGGCCUCCCUGGACUCAGAGGAGCUGCCUGUGACGGACUGGGACAUGUGGAAAUCCAACCAUGGCAUCAACUAUGACGACAGGACAAGAAACGAAUACCAAGUCCUUCAAGGUGCCAUAAUAGAUGCUCAGUUCGUGAAGAGGGGCAAAACGGUCUCUGCGCGGAGGCUGAGGUCCAAUGCUCGCAAGUUAGACCAGUACUUUGUGGAUUACAGAAACACAGGUUUUGUUACAGAAGUCAAGGACCAGGGAUACUGCGGCUCCUGUUGGGCAUUCAGCACUACUGGAGCGAUCGAGGGGCAGCUCUACAAACAGACGGGCCAGAUUGUGUCCCUGAGCGAGCAGAACUUGGUCGACUGCUCCAAACCGUACGGGACAUAUGGGUGCAACGGCGCGUGGAUGGCCAAUGCGUACGACUAUGUGAUCAGCAAUGGGCUCAUGACGACAAACGCCUACCCGUACACAUCAGUGGACACGCAGGCCUGUUACUAUGACAGCAGACUGGCGGUGGCCCACAUUAAAGACUACAGGUUCAUCCCAAAAGGAGAUGAGCAGGCUCUGGCUGAUGCUGUGGCCACCAUUGGACCAAUCACAGUGGCCAUAGAUGCUGACCAUGCCAGCUUCCUCUUCUACAGCUCAGGGAUCUACGACGAGCCGAGCUGUAACCCCAGUAACCUGAGCCACGCCGUGCUGCUGGUCGGCUACGGCUCUGAGGGAGGAGAGGACUUCUGGAUCAUCAAAAACAGUUGGGGCACGAGCUGGGGUGAAGGAGGCUACAUGAGGAUUCUUCGUAAUGGCAAAAACACAUGCGGUGUUGCAAGUUAUGCCCUGUAUCCAAUUUUAUAA